Brassicogethes aeneus is the source of this 1469-nucleotide messenger RNA. NCBI's taxonomy places the organism in Eukaryota, Metazoa, Arthropoda, Insecta, Coleoptera, Nitidulidae. The record is from the annotation of a GenBank genome assembly.
UGUUAACGUAUUCAGUUUUGGUGGUCUAUUCCUUGAAAUCGGAGAAGUCCCUUGCUACAAAGCGUAGGUGUUUGUCGCUGAACAUACGGAGCGAGGGAAUGGCGGGGGCAUUCAAUAUUAGACGUUCGGCGAGAGCGUAGAUUGAUUGAUUAUAAAUUCCUGUUUAGUUCGAAAUAUAUGUCAUGCAACAUUUACUGUGUAGCUUCAUUUUAAAUAAGUUAACAUCAGAAGUGAGAUAAGUAAUCCAGUGCGCCAGUAUUGUGUUAUUUAGUUUUUGUGCCAAUAACUAACAAUGCUUCGCCGUUAUUCACGGGAAAGGUCUGUGGAACGUGAGGAGAGAAAUCAUUGUCCCCGAAGUAACGGCGAUGACAAUAACAGCUAUCAAAGGUCCCGACAGAUGGAAAGGUAUGAUGCGGGGCUCCAACAUAGCUCUGGACAGUCCAGAUCACGGCGCUCCAGAUCCAGAUCUUCAAGUCGCCAUCGCCAGCGAGGUGCUUAUGAAGAAGGAUCUUCCCUUGCUGCGUCUGACAGUGUUCAGGCAUCUUUGGAAAACAUGGGUAAAGCCAUAGUUAGUGGAAUAGGAGAAUUGGUAAAUAAAGGUAUACGAGGAGGUAAUAUUUUUGGUGUACCACGAAGGGUAAUAACUGAUCAGGGCUUUUACUUCAAAAGCCUUUGCUGAGUUCAUAGCAUCAAUAGGAGUAAAGCAUCAUUUGACUGCUGUUGCUGUUCCACCUAGGGCAAACGAGCAGGUGGAGCGUUACAACCGAACUCUCCUGAAAUCGCUUGCUGCCAUGGGAUCCGGUGUUCAUGAUGAUGAAUGGGACACAAAAUCGACAACAUUCAACUGGUGCUGCACCCAGUGGUUUUGAUGGGUUUCCGAGUUGUUUGCAAAGGACAGCUGGAAGUAGAAAAUCAGGAAGUUGUGGAUGUCACCGAGUUGCGAGAAAGAAUUAUUCAGAACAUGCAGGAAUAUCAGGAACAACAAAAACGUCAAUUUGAUGCAAAGCGAUGUUCUGCAAAGAAAUAUGAGGUUGGCGAUUUGGUGCUAAUUAGGAUAACAAGUCUGGCCGCCACUGGUACUAGUCCCAAGUUAUUGCCAAAAUGGCGAGGACCUUUUAGGGUUAGCCAGGUUUUGGAUAACGAUCGGUUCGAGGUACAGGACAUUCCGGGAACUGUUCGUUCCAGGCAAGGAUUCUAUGAGUUGCUUCAGACUGGUUGAGGACAACCGGUGGUCAGGAAAGGCCGUGUUAACGUAUUCAGUUUUGGUGGUCUAUUCCUUGAAAUCGGAGAAGUCCCUUGCUACAAAGCGUAGGUGUUUGUCGCUGAACAUACGGAGCGAGGGAAUGGCGGGGGCAUUCAAUAUUAGACGUUCGGCGAGAGCGUAGAUUGAUUGAUUAUAAAUUCCUGUUUAGUUCGAAAUAUAUGUCAUGCAACAUUUACUGUGUAGCUUCAUUUUAAAUAAGUUAACA